Messenger RNA from Oncorhynchus tshawytscha (Chinook salmon), 2026 nucleotides. RefSeq lists its product as uncharacterized. The record is from RefSeq and is a predicted model, not a curated record. Bases 407 to 1957 code for a protein of 516 amino acids. Lineage: Eukaryota; Metazoa; Chordata; Actinopteri; Salmoniformes; Salmonidae. The transcript is spliced from 3 exons.
CUGUCACACAGACCACACACCCGUCAAGUCUGCGGACCGUCAAAGUCAGCCAGGCGGAUUUGGUGCGCACACCUCGGCUUUUAUAAACAGCGACCCACCGGUAGAAUUCGGCGUUAGCGAUGUUUUUGAUCAAUUCACAAACGUUUAAUUAGAGAAGGUGUAAAGUUCCAUGGACAUUUCAUGGACAUAGGAUUCAGAAGAUGUUUUUUUUUUCAAGAGAAGGCACUUCAAGUUAGACUAAUCAAGGAAAAAUGUUAGUUUAUGGAGAAAAGUUUUGAAAAGGUUAAAUCAACAAAAGAUAUUCGAAUUCAUCAUUACGCAAUUACUCCAGUAGCCUUUGGAGAAAGUCUUGCUGAUUUAAUCAGUGCGCGCCGAAAGGAAAUAAAGGAUAUUGCGAAAAUUAAAAAUGCAUUUUGAAGUCCAUCACAUUCAGCACGUCCUGCUAUUGGCUGCAGCCGUGACAUCGGCCCAGGUCCCAGACCCCUCCUUCAGCCUGUCCAAUGAGAGGACUUCGAUUGAGAGGACGUAUGAGCUGACCAAGUAUCUGGAGCAUCAGCUGAGAGAGAUAAAGGACACCUAUUUAUCCUACCUGGGCCCGCCGUUCAGUGACCCAGACUUCUCCCCUCCGCGGCCCAACAGCACAGCCCUGUCCUUACCUAGCGCGGCCACCCGUCUGGAGCUGUGGCGGGGCCUGGAGAACCGUGCAAGGCUGGCCCAGAACCAGAGGGCUUACUCUGUUCUGCUGGGGGCGGUGAGGGAGCUGGCCCACUCCACUCUCUGCCCCUAUCUCCAGAGCUCCCUGCUGCACUUUUCUACAGGCCUGGACGGUCUGUUAGGGUCUAUAUCAGGCCUCAUGAACACACUGGGGUAUGCCCUGCCUCCUGCUGGGAUUGAGGCGCAGUACCCACGUAAGGGCACAGGGGGCGAUGGAGAGGCGACGGGACGCAGACCAGCUCCACUUAUGAGUCAGGGUCUCUAUAAGACAGGGGCAGAGAUGGGGGCGGGACGAAGGAGGCAUCCCCUUGAUGAUCAGAGGGGUGCUGGGACCACCAGAGGGCUGGUGAGAGGACAAAAGGAGGAGAGCACCAGGAGAGAAAUGACGGAGAGAAAGAGGGAGCGAGAGAAGGAUAGAGGGAGGGGAAGGGAGGGAAGGAGAGCGGAGGUGGCAGGGGCUGCGGUUAGGAGCGUGGGAUCGAGGCAGGAGGGGAGAGGGGAGCGAGGGAGGAAAGGAAGGAAGAGACACUCAGAGGAUUGGGAGGGGGCCAGUGAAGACAGGGAAGAGGAGGAAGAGUUGGAGAGAGAGGGAGGGAGCGAGAGAUGGGGGAGGAGGAGAAGGCUGCUGAGUGUUUCAGAGGAAGGAGAGAGAACAGUGAAGCAGGGUCCACUGGAGUCUGACGCCAGAGUCACUCUGUCCUUCUCAGACAGACAGACCUUCCCCCAACAACAACAACUCCUAAACAACAAUAACAAUAACAACUAUGAUAACGACAACCUCAACAGCUACAACUUCAACUACCCCCACCAAAACAAGGAACGAGCCAGAGAGGCGGAUGCAGAAAACAGGGCGACAGAGGAGGAACAUUACAUCAUCAGAGAGUCUGCAUCCCUCCUCUCCUCCUCUCCAUCACUACAUCCCCAGCGCCGAUCCCCUCGCUCCCUAUUCUCCCCCACCCUCCACCCCCCCCUCUCCCUCUUCUACCCGUUUGGCACAGGGACAGGGGAGGGACACACCCUGUUGUCAGAACCAGUGCCCCUGUCAUUGAGGAGGGGUCCCCCCCUGCUGCCGCCCCCUCCCCUGUCCCCCCUCCUGUCCUCCUCCCCUCUGCUGGCGGUGCGGCCGGCGCUCAACGACUUCUCCAGGAAGGUGGAGGGCUUCUGGGUACUGAGGGAGCUGCAGAGCUGGCUGUGGCGCUCCGCCAAGGACUUCAACCGCCUUAAGAAGAGACUUAGAGUCUGACAGACUGAGAGAGGACACACAGAGACAGAGGGAUUGAAGGAGGACACACACACACACAAACAUACAAAC